GUUCUGCACAAGCACACUCACUCGUCAUGGCGACUGUGUUGGAAAAAGGUACACUACGCAAUCAACUCAGCCAAUUAACUCAAUCAUCACUUCAUCCUUGCUAGCAGGCAGCUAUCAACAAAGAUGGCAAAUAAAUCACAAAAGAAGAAACAGAGCAAAGAAGCUGAACAGGAUCCAUUCGCAAUCGAGAACACGCAAACACCUCCUUCAGAAUCAAACAAUACACCAACAGGUCAAGAAAAGAUUAAAGUUGAUUCUGCAAUCGGUACUUCAAACGAAGAAGGUGUGGAUGCAUACAAUAUACCAGGUGGCGGUUCAGAUGAAAAUGAAAGUGGCAUCACAAUCUCAGGUAUAAGUGGUGAAACUGGUGAACAAAACGCAAAUAUGGAACGUAAUCGAUCAUUCUCACCACCUACAGGUCAAAUGAGCGAACGUGGAGCUCAAACAACUCUUCACAGCUCUACAUUUGUUGAACCCAGUGCGGCUCCUGAAUUGGGUGAAGAUUCGAUCUUGAUCAUUGAUGCACAGAAAACAUCCGAUGGUGUUGGUGCAAGUCAUUAUAUUGCCUAUCUCAUUCAAUGCGGCACUUUAAGUGCGAAGAGACGAUAUAGCGAAUUUGCAUCAUUGCGUGAAGCUUUGGUCGCCUUACAUCCAACUUUGAUCAUUCCACCAAUCCCUUCCAAGCACACUUUGACAGAUUAUGCUGCUCGUCAAUCAAAAGCAAAAGAGGAUGCAACAAUCAUCGCACGCAGAAAGAGAAUGCUACAAGUAUUUUUGAAUCGAGUAAAAGAUCAUGAAAAGUUGAGCAGAAGCGUCAUCUUUAGAAGAUUCUUGGACGGAAGAUGGAGCUGGCAUGAGAUCACUUCGUCUCCUCCGCUAUCCAUGCUUCCUAAGUCCAAUCUACGUGCACCUGCAUUGGAUCCUGCAUCACCUCAUGCAUCACCAGCUUACUUGGCAUUGCCUCUUCCUCCCUCUAACGGAUCAACGCAGCUAAAGAAUCCUAACCAACGAUUCGUCGAUAGCGAAGCAUUUACAGAGCGUUUCCGUAAUCAUAUUCAAGGAAGUCUUGAAAAGACAAACAGAAGGGUGAUGAAAAGAUGGACAGAGGCAUCAAAUGAUUAUGCAGAAUUGGGAGCUAUUUUGAACGAGUUCAGUCUUUCGGAAGGUGGUGCACUGGCAAGUGCAAUUGAAAGAACUGGUCAAGCAUCUGAUCAAACGUUCAUGGCAAUCGGUACAAUGCUGCACGAUUGGGAAACCCAAUUUACCGAGCCACUGAAUGAAUAUUCUCAAUUUGCAUCUGUACUCCAGAAAUUGUUGAGAUGGAGACAUCAAAAGCAUUUGCAACUCGAAAUGGCACAAGAUGCAUUGGAGGCAAAGAGACUACAGUUGGAAGACUUGGAAAGGGUAGAAGCAGAAGCUACAAGAUUAAACAGAGCAUUGGAAAGCGGCGGAAGAGGACUGGUAGCCAAUAAUGGUGGCAAUGCAGCAACAUACAACAAAGUGAAUGCUCCAGGCCAAUCAAGAGAAGGCGUAUGGGACUCAGUCAAUUCCCGUGCGAGUACGAUGCGCAAAAGUGUGUAUGGAUCAGCAGCGGAAACAGAAGGUGAUCCUACAAACAAGCCAAGUGCAAUAGACGCAUCUUCGGAAAGAUUAGCAGAUAGCGAAGAAUGGACAGAUCCAAGCAUGACAGGAUCCAAUAGUCCUUCAAGACCAACUUCACCUCCAACAGCUACAAAUGGGGGUAAUGCAUUUGGUGGACCACAGUCAAGACAACAGCCAAAUAAUCGAAACGGAACCGUACGACAGGCAAGACGGACGCCUGGAACAAGCAGUUUGGGAGGCGGGAAUGGUAGUAGUGGCGGAGGUGGUUUAUUGGGCGCUUUGAGUCAGACAUUCCAAUCAGUGAUGGAUGUUGAUCCAGAAGCAACGAGACGCAAUACGAUUUCUCGUUUGAAAGAUAAUUGUGCACAAUUGGAUGAAGCUUUGGAAUUGACCGAUAAAGAUCUACGAAAUGCAACUUUGGCAAUUCAAUCUGAUCUUGAUCGAUUUCAACGACAAAAGAUUCGCGAUUUUCGUUCGAUGACUUCAGCAUUUGCACAAUUACAUCGUGAUUACUGUAAAGCAGGUUUGGAAACAUGGAAAGAGGCAAAACAAGAGAUUGAUGCGAUUAGUGAUCAUACACCUGUGCCCGAAAGUAAUCUUGCCCGUCAUCAGGCAACAAUUUCUGGUGGCAGUAGCUCCACACCUGUUUCAAGAUGAUCUUUUUGCCUUUAUCCUUUAUGUACGUAUAGUUUCAAUUUAAUCACAUUGAAUAGCAGGAAUGGAUGUAUUAGCUGAA
This is a messenger RNA of Meira miltonrushii, 2338 nucleotides long. RefSeq lists its product as uncharacterized. Bases 124 to 2259 code for a protein of 711 amino acids. Gene Ontology annotation, molecular function: phosphatidylinositol binding. Lineage: Eukaryota; Fungi; Basidiomycota; Exobasidiomycetes; Exobasidiales; Brachybasidiaceae. The record is from RefSeq and is a predicted model, not a curated record. Gene Ontology annotation, biological process: retrograde transport, endosome to Golgi. The transcript has a single exon.